Molecule: messenger RNA, 363 nt
Organism: Symbiodinium sp. CCMP2456
Lineage: Eukaryota; Dinophyceae; Suessiales; Symbiodiniaceae
Source: the annotation of a GenBank genome assembly
AUGGCGGAGUUCGGAGACUACGGCGAGUGCUUCGUCGCAGAGGAGCCAGAGGCACUCCCACUCCGUGCCAUGCCUGUCAGGACGAUCUCCAUGGAGGAGGUGGCGAAGCACAGCUCGCCGGAAGACUGCUGGGUCGUGCUCUAUGGACGGGUCUAUGACCUGACGAAGUUUGCACUGGGGCACGUGGGGGGCAGCAAGCUGAUCACCGACCUGGCCGGGAAGGAUGGCACCGACGUCUUCGAAGCCUCUCACGGCGAAAACGUGCUGAACAGCAUCCGCGGCGAGUGCUGCGUUGGCGAGGUGGAUGCAAGCACCGUCUUGGAAGAGCAUCGCGUGACGGCGACGCUGCGUGCGCGUGCCUAG